GGAACAGGGUGGAAGCCAGCCCACAUCCCAUGGCAAAGAACAGUCGGCUAUUCUUCUGGAUGAAUUGGAGGAGAGCGCAUCGGGGGACAUAUUCUAUAGCAUCUCAGGAUGUGGGAAAUACAUUUGUCAAACGGAAUUGCAUGUAUAUGUCCAGGGAAGAGCAGGAUGAAGUGAUGGAGUGCGGCUAUGAGGGUUAGUAUGGGCCGGUGCUGACAGCAGGCUGCUGGACCAGUCGUCCCCUCCGCUCCUCGGCUGCCGGCUGGCGGCUCAGCUUUCCCGGCGUCCCGUUACUCCCAGCCCCAUGCAAAACAGAACUGUCCCGGGAAGCUCCAGCAACAUAAACUCCAAUGUUCUUUGCUCAUGCAACUGCACCGGAUCCCAGCCACAGGGCAUGGAUAUAUCUGAACUGGAGUUUGUUCAGAUAGUAAUUAUCCUGGUGGUGAUAACGGUGAUGGUAGUCGUGAUCAUCUGCCUCCUCAACCACUAUCGUCUGUCAGCCCUGGCCUUCCUCAGCAGAAACAGCCAGGCCCAGAGAGCCCAGGCCACUCAGCUGGAUAGCAGUGUGUGGUCAGACAGUGUGUUGACUCAGCGGGGAACCACUGAAGUGUUGUGUGGGCGUCUAACCAGCAACGUCCCAUCCUACAUGCAGCAGCAGCAGCAGCGUCUAUGUCGCUUCCAACCCACCUACCCCUACCUGCAGCAGGAGAUCAUCGACCUCCCCCCCACCAUUUGUCUCUCAGAUGGGGAGGAGCUGCCGCCCUACAAGGGUCCCUGCAGCCUGCAGCUUCGCCACCCAGAGCAGCAGCUGGAGCUAAGCCGAGCCUCGGUGCGCGCACCCCCCAACCGGACUAUCUUUGACAGUGACUUCAUUGACAUUUAUAUCCAUGGCAGGAGUCUGCAGCCACCCAGCAGUAACUCGGGAGUCAGCGCAGCCAACGCCAGGAUGGAAGGUCCACCACCCACUUACAGUGAGGUGAUGGGACAGUACUCUGACUUCACAGUCUUUCACAGCCAGUAUAGCAAUAAUGUCCCGCCCCCGGGCUGUAGGUUAGGAAUCAGCAGUUCCCAGACACUGUUCCAGGCUGACAGCGGUGGCCAUGAAAGCACAACGGCGGCCACCAGUGGCAACAAUAAGGACAGUCAGCAGGAGAAACUGGUGUGAAAAAAGGAAGAGUUGGGAGAUGGAAUGUACUAAACAACCUCAAUUUACUCCCUUCUGUCACCUUAUUGAGGAGCAGCCACCAACCUGAGCUCUUUUCCCUCCCCUUGAAACACAAAUGGAAUAAAAACCGAGGAGCCAAGCUUAUAAAAAGGGUCUUUUUUUGUAAUGUUUGAGCUAGAGCUGUGAGCUUUCGCUUGGAUAUUAUGGCUUAAUUAAUAAUCAUUUUGUUUGUUUUUGUAUAUUUUUGUACGGUUAUCAUUUUUAUAUGUUCAGAUUGUGGGCAUGUUGGACUUGGAAAGAUGACUCAGUCCAGGCAUUGGGAAAAAAAAUGGGCAUUUUUGUUAUUUAUUAUUUCCCAGAUCCGUGCACAAAUCUUCAAAAUCCAGUCAAAUCUAAAAUUUUGUAGUGCCAUGAUUCACAGCAUCAUUAAUCAGAGGAGUGUAUGUAACAGAAGCAAAUCUGAAGUUGCACUAACUUACUGUUUGAAAGCAGAGAAUGCUUCUGUAAUUCUGAUUUUCCAGUCAAUGAGUUCCUCAGUCGCAUUGUUAUUGUAUUUGUUAUGGGUUUCUUUUCUUUCCAUCUGUUGAGAGACUCUGUUCCAGCCUAAAAUAUUCACGUUAAUAGAUUCAACUGUUUUUCUAGUUCUGUUUCCUGAGGGAGACGUUCCAUCCAAUCAUUGUUUAGAUGUUAACAUCUCUGCAAGCCAGUCCAGUAGCACUGUGUGUGUGCUAGUCCAUUGUUUUCACAGGGGCCCAAAAGCAAUUGGAAUUAUGAGAAGUUUAGUUUACAUAUGGUAUGUCCCUGUGGUUUUCUGUACAAUACCCAGCAUUGCUCAUGUGAAGUACAGAUUCUAAGGAAAUGUGCUUUACAUUUCUUAAAAGGUCCUCUUCAACGUCAUGCAUGGCAACGGCUGGUCAAAAUCAAAGUUUUUCAGUUAAAUCAAUACUGAACUAGACAUUUUUGACCCUCUGGUUCUUGAAUUGGUUCUGUUCAGGAUUCUUGGAACCAAGGUGCUAACUAGUGAAACAGCCCACAUUUGCACCAGUUUGGAUGCAACCGAGCGGUCGCUGAGUCGCUGGUCACUGACUCCAGCGCUGCUGUGGCUGAACUCAGUCCCAGUCUGCUGGUUUGUUGGUCUAUGACCAGCACGCCAUCAAGAGGUUAAUAACCCUCUCCCAUAUUACCCUGUCCACUUUUCACUUUCCACUAGAUCCCAGGAGUCUCUGUACUAUCACUACUUCAUUUUUUUUUAACUUGAUUGUGUUUUUUACAAGAUACAAUUUACUUUUUCCAGAACUCCCUACCAUCUUUUCCUGAAUAUCCAAAUCAAAAGGAAUCUAUCUCCAGCUUUCCCUGUAGAAUAACACAUGUCCACUCUUGUUAUCGCCAUGGUUCCCACUUAAGGUCCUACUAAUUUUUUUUCUUGUUCUUGGUGAGAGCCAUCUUUUUGGGUUCCAAAUCAAUUCAUUUUUGGUCGAAAAUUAGGUUUGCAAACAGGAACUGAACCAGUUCCUCAAUGGUCAGUAAGGCCAGUUUGUGGACUUAGGAUAAACAAACAAGUAAAGAUUCAGUCCAACAAUGUUAGAGAGUGUUAUUUCUACUUCUACCGCUAGUUUACACUAGCUAGUUAAAGCUGAUGUCCUUGUCUAAUUUAUGCACUUUCACUAGCUACCCUUUGGUUAGGAAUUUAUUGAAAACUUUGCACCAAAAGACUAUGUCAGAGUGCACCUGUCUGGAAUUGGCUUCAGUGUAGUGCUGGUAGUAUGCUGUCUGAUAUUAUACAUUACAUGUUUGCUUUUCCUAAGUCCACUCAGAUGUACAUCUCAGAGAGCUCAAUCUGAAAGGAGGAAACUGAAUUUGAACUGAGAAGUUUUUAAGUAAUUGUUCAAGUUAAAUUCAAGAAUAAUCACAUUCAGUUUUGAUCCACCUGUAUUAAUUUAAAAUUAUACUUUAAACCUUUGAAAUUAUUUACUUUACCUUUAAAUAUUUUUUAAAAAGUAAUUAUUUAGUCAUAUUUUAAUAUAGUGGUUCAGUAUGAAUAAAACAGAUUCAAGUUUAUGAAGUUCAAAUCCAGUCUCUGCUGGCACUGAUCUCUUUAUGUACAUGGCCUCACAUCAGACCUAACCUUUCAUCUCAUCUAAUACGGGAAGAGCCUCAUUCCAAAAUGAGAUAUUCUAUAACUGGAAAAUAUGUUCAUAUAAAGAUUAGUGAUUGAAGUAAAACUCAUCUAUUAUUAGCUAGCUACCAAAAGACAUGUUCCAGCAAAAUACAAUUUUUAACAACUGAAUUGUUUUAACUUUUGAAAUAUGUCAUGCAUUUUAACAAGUAUUCAAAAAAAAAAAAAAGGCUUUUUUUUAGAUGAUUUUUUUCAGCAUUUCUGCUUUAUUUGACAGUCACAGUGGAGAUAGACAGGAAAGGCAGGGUAGAGAGGGGGGAUGACGUGCAGCAAAGGACCUGAGGUUGGAUUCGAACCCUGGUCACUGCGGUCGGGACUAUGCCCUGGUACAUGGUACAUGCUCUUUACCAGUGAGCCACCGGUGCGCCCUAAUGUGGCAUUUUUUAAAUUAAAUCUCUGAAUGACUUUAUUGACUGUGUUAGUUCUUCUGGAGAAUUACAGAUGUCAGUAGGAACAAAGGGGAAAAUCAUUCACCCUUUUGAUUUGCUAUAAAUUAAAGCAAAGGCUGAUUUGGAUUUGUUGACAAAGAUUUGAAAACUGAAGCUUUGGCCCAUGUGUUUCACAGAAAAUAAUAUGACAAUUGGUAUGGAGUUGGAUAAAGAGUGAGGUUAUGAAGGUUUUGAAUGCUUCUGAGAUGUGGACUACUUUUUACAAAAAACACUUUGUGGGCUUUCUGUUUUAGAAAGAACCACAUAAAAAGAGUAUUUAUUCUUAUUUAUUUUAUGUAACAUUUUAAGGGUAUGUUUUGUUUUUGUUGUUUUCCAUAAAUGGCAAAGCCAUUUGAUGACUGGUAGCUAUAAAUUUAAUUUGUUCAUGUUUGGGCAGUGAAUUUCAUUCACCCAAGUUUGUACAUCCAUGCUCACUUGCAUUAUGAAAUCUGAAAUUUGAACUGAAUGAAAAUGGCCAUUGUGUGAUUCCAGCAGACAGGAGCCUGGCCUUAGACUUCAAACUUGAUUCUCCUGGUUUCUGCUCCUUGUCACUCAUUCUGAGCACCCAGCUGAAGCUCUGGUAUUCAGUAUUGCUGCUGCUAUGCGCUGCUGCUUCUUGCUGCUACUGCUGCUGUUGUUAAUGUUAGUAUGUCAGCUUUUCCCAUCAGUAUGUGUUGAAGAUGUUAUUUAGAGGAAAAGUAUCGAAGGUCAAUGUUAGUGCUCUUUUUUGUGUUUCCUUAUCACCAAUAGGCAUUUUGUUUUCAUAGUUUACAUAUAUAAAGUACAUGUUUUUCCUAUUUGUUUUCAAAAGGGUUUGCAUGAUAUAUAUAUAUAUAUAUAUAUAUAUAUAUAUGAGCUAAUUCGGUGCCUGAUGGUGACGUUGGAGCAGCUGUAGGAAACCACUUACACUCAAAAAGCCCCCACCUUUUUUGUGCCUCACUUCCAAUGGUGCUUUUUCAGUGGUCUGACUCUGUUUAUUUGUACAGUGCUGUAUAUAAGUUUAAUAUAUUAUGCACAUGUUCUACCCAAUGGGUAGAAAAACCACAAGAGAAACAUUGUUAAUACUGUAACAUAAUGUAAAGAAAACAUUAAAGAAAAAUGUAACGUAAGUGGCCUCAGUUUUA
This is a messenger RNA of Myripristis murdjan (pinecone soldierfish), 4890 nucleotides long. Its product is annotated as protein TMEPAI-like. The transcript has 4 exons. Gene Ontology annotation, biological process: negative regulation of transforming growth factor beta receptor signaling pathway. The coding region runs from base 302 to 1162 and encodes 286 amino acids. NCBI's taxonomy places the organism in Eukaryota, Metazoa, Chordata, Actinopteri, Holocentriformes, Holocentridae. Gene Ontology annotation, molecular function: R-SMAD binding. Gene Ontology annotation, cellular component: Golgi membrane; early endosome membrane. The record is from RefSeq and is a predicted model, not a curated record.